This is a messenger RNA of Paramuricea clavata, 3651 nucleotides long. The record is from the annotation of a GenBank genome assembly. NCBI's taxonomy places the organism in Eukaryota, Metazoa, Cnidaria, Anthozoa, Malacalcyonacea, Plexauridae.
UCCCUCUGAGACAAAGUAGAGCUGACCGCAAGAUGCCGGCAAAGGAGACCUUGGCUCGUAUCCAGGACAUGGUCGUACAGUAGUCUUCGCCUUUCUUCGCUGCUAUGAUGAUGAUAAUAAUAAUAAUAAUAAUAAUAAUAAUAAUAAUAAUAAUAAUAAUAAUAAUAAUAAUAAUAAUAAUAAUAAUAAUAAUAAUAAUAAUAAUAAUAAUAAUAAUAAUAAUAAUAAUAAUAAUGGAAACUUUUUAUUAGAUAUUUACGAUAUACUAUAUAUGCAUUGAUAAACCUCACUUAAUAAAAGGUAGCUUAUCGAUGUCUACUUGAAUUGAAUAUAAAACUAAAAUAUAUAUACAGGUGAAAAUCUUUUAAGUACUAUUUAAAAAACAAGCAGGAGUGUUUUAUUAGGUUUAAAGCCACGAGCGCGCAGCGCGAUUGGCUUUAGACCAAAUAAAACACGACCUGCGAGUUUUUUAAAUGGCUCCAAAAACGUUUGCAUAAUAAGUCAAAUCUGAAUAUGAAGAAUCUUUAUAUAAAAAUCUUUAUAUAAAAUCUUUAUAUAAAAAUCUUUAUAAGGUUUGCAUAACAACGGUCUUUUGUUAAAGUGUUCUUUAGCUGGUAUAAAGACGUAUGCACGUGACUAAUUUCUUACUCAAGAUUGGAUAAUUGCUUCAUGAAUUAUUAAUGAGUUUUUGAAAUUUAGUUAAAAGUUUAAAAGUUCCGGGUUGUUCUAGUCUUUGUUUCGUCUACAGAACAUAUAAUAGACGUGCGAAUACAAGUAGCAAUUAUUUUCUUUUUUGCAUAUUUAAUAAUAAUAAUAAUAAUAAUAAUAAUAAUAAUAAUGAUAAUGAUAAUGAUGAUGAUAAUGAUAAUGAUAACGGUAACGGUAACGGUAACGGUAACGGUGACGGUGACGGUAACGGUAACGGUAACGGUAACGGUAACGAUAACGAUAAAGUAAUAAUAAUAAUAAUAAUAAUAAUAGUAAUAAUAAUAAUAAUAAUAAUAAUAAUAAUAAUAAUAAUAAUAAUAAUAAUAAAAACAAUAUUUUUUCAUCAAAGUACAUGCGCGACUACAAGACGAUAGCCAUUUUUGUUGUCUUUACUUGGAACUCUGUAGUUUAAAUUAAAUGCAGUUCAGGGUUUUUUAUUUAUUUAUUCUGAACAAAAAUUGAAGUGUGAAUACCACAAUUGCUUUUUUAGACUUCUCUUGGGAUUAACGAAGUUGCGAUGGAAACUUUGCAAACUGUUUUUGACUACAAAAAGACGCAAUUAUUGCAUGUUUAAACUAGGAUUAAACAAAGCUUAAAAUCAUGUAUUGUUUUUGACUACAAAAAGGCGCAUACUCUCUCAACAACAAUGGCGACUUUUCAGCAGUUGUUGUCAAAAAAGUACGCAAGCUUUAAAUCGAGAUGUUUGGCAGCGUUAAACUGCAAGAGAAGUUUAAAAAGCGAUAGUGGCAUUCGCACUUUUCUUUUUGUCCAAUAUAUGUAAAUAAAAGAUUCUAAACUGUUUUUAAAUUGUUGUUACAGUGCGUGUAAGGAUGCAAGCAUACUCUGACAACAUCAAUGGCUUCUUUUUUGUAGUCAAAAACAGUACGCAAGCUUUCAAUCGCGAGUUUUGGCGUCAUUAAACCCAAAAGAACACUUCCAUUUCGGUUCAAAGUAUGUGAAUAAAAAAUCGUAAAAAUCAUCAAUGGUCAACCGCAAUGCGAUGUGCGCUUUUCGUUUUUUGAUUUUGUAUUGACAGACAUAGACAAGUUUUGCGAUAAUCCAAGGAUAAUCCCACCGUUGUUGGUUGUUGGAUCACGAUACUAUUAUUAUUAUUAUUAUUAUUAUUAUUAUUAUUAUUAUUAUUAUUUAAUCUUCUUUAAAAACAACGGUAACCCUUCAGCAUAGAUAAGAGCUGUUUUCCAAGGGGCCGUUGCACAAUACAAAUUUACAAAAAAAGUUAGGUUAAUAAUUACAAUUAGUAUAUAGUUACAAAUUACACAUUACACAUUACACAUUACAUAUUACACAGUACAUAUUACACAAGUAUUAUGUUGAGGUCUGUCCCGAAGCAAGGUUUUAAAUGCGUUUAAAGACAAGAAUUGCUUUUCAGUUCUACUGGUAAUUCAUUCCAAAUUUUUACACCUGAAUAGCUGAUACUUUUUUUAAAAAGUUUGUUUUGGGCUUUUCUAUUUUAUAAUCGAUAUUAUUAUUUCGUAAAUUAUAAUUGUCAUUAUUUUUAACGACAAACAAGCUAGAUAUAUUUUCUAAGUAUUCACCAUUCGUAACUUUAUGCAUAAAUAUCGCCUUAUUAUUACCCCAUCUUUCCAUCAAUGGCUGCCAGCUUAAUUCUUCUAAUAUAUCCUUAGAUCUGACAUCAUAUGAUUUACCAGUUAUGACUCUUGCAGCCCUGUUUCGCAGUUUUUGGAGUUUUUCGAGCGAAUAUGCAUUUCCUCUAUCCCAAACAAGGCUGCAAUAGUCAAAGUGGGACAAGAUAAUCGAAUUGUAUACAGAAAUAAGGGUUGAUUGGGGUACGAAAGCUUUCAUUCGUCGAAUCAUUCCUAUGCCUUUUGAUACUUUGGUGGCAACCGUAUUUAUAUGUGAAUUCCAUUUAAGUUGGUCAUCGACAAUAACACCUAAAGUUUUUGUUUCUGAAACUUUUUUUAUUUUAUUAUCUCCCAAUUUAAUUUCAGCUUCAUCGUCUAUUUUGCCUAGUCUCUGUCUGGAGCCAACAAUCAUGUAUUCAGUUUUACUCUUAUUAAGUGUUAAUUUGUUAGCCAACAACCAUUGAUGUAUAUUUUCUAAAUCAUUAUUUAAUUUAUUAUACAACUCAGUUGAUGUGCUACCACUCGCUGUCAGAUUAGUGUCAUCUGCAAACAUGCUGGCUGUUGUUGAUUUUAAACAAUUUGACAAAUCAUUUACGUAUAGCAGAAAUAAUAUUGGCCCAAGAUUAGAGCCUUGUGGUACUCCGCAAGAAACUGUUCGACAUUUUGAUGUCGUUUGGUUUAACUUUACACAUCUGUUUUCUAUUCGUAAAAUAUGAUUUGAACCAAUUUAAAGUAUUACCAACACAGCCAAACUUUUUUAAUUUUUCUAUCAAAAUAGCAUGGUCCACACAAUCAAAGGCCUUUUUUAAAUCAAGAAAUAUAAUGCCAUUUAAAAGUCCUUUGUCCAUAUUUAUAUACCACUGGUUCGUAUUAGUAAGGAGAGAAGUUACAGUCGAACUUCUUUUCCUAAAACCAGCUUGACACUCUGACAGCAACUGAUAGGUUUCUAGAUAUUCCAUGAGUUGUCCUGAAACUAGUUUUUCAAAUACUUUAGCAACUACAGAUAUGACAGAUAUUGGUCUGUAGUUGCUACAUUCUGUCUUACUUUCUCCCUUAUAUAUGGGGGAUAUGCACGCCACCUUUAAAUCGUAAGGAAAAAUGCCGGUUUCUAUCGACUUAUUAAAAAUAACGGUAAGCGACUCAGCUAUAAUGUCGGCACUAUCCUUUAAAAGUUUCGACGAUAUUCGAUCAUGUCCAGUUGCCUUAGAAGUAUUAAUUUUCGAAAUUACGUUUUUGACAUUAAUUGAUGAAAAUCUAUUAAUUUCAAAUGAUUUAUCGGUAGGGACGACAUACGUUUCAAAUAAUGGUACAACCCCAGGUUCGUUCGCACAUCCCAAGA